AUGUCAAACAAAACCUCCGCCUACGGCCAGGCCGCAGGCGACACCGACUUCCGCAAGAAGUACGAUGUCGAGGAGUAUGCCGCCAAGGCCAAGAAUCGAGAGGAAGGAGAGAGGGAGGAGCGCAAGGCGCGCUACGAGGCCAAGCUCGCGGGCAAGAAAUACUACAAGCCGCUGGACGGCUCCGAGACGCUCACGACAGCCCGAAAUGCGACGCAGGACUUCAGCAAGCUCGUCGGCACGACGACCCUCGUGCCCGCCGGCUCGGCGGUCGGCAAGAGGGGCCGCGGCGCCGGGUUCUUCUGCGAGACGUGCGAGCUGACCUUCAAGGACAACAAGCAGUGGAUCGAGCACGUGAACAGCAUGCAGCACCAGCGGGCGACGGGCCACACCGGCGAGGUGAGGAAGGCGACGGCGGAGGAGGUGCACGCGCGGAUCGAGGCCGUCUGGGAGCGGAUGCAGGCCAGGAAGAGGGAGGAUAUCAUCACGCUGCAAGAGAGGCUGCAGGUGAGGAAGGAGGAAGACGACAAGGAGAGGGAGGAGAAGAGGCGAAAGAAGAAGGACGCGGCAGACAGGAAACGGCUCGAGAAGGAGGAGGCGAAGAAGGUCAAGACCGAGUACGGCGACGACGUGAGGAUCGAGGGCGAGCACGACGAGGAUGACAUGAUGGCGGUCAUGGGGUUUACAGGAAACCCGGUCGGCAUGGCAGGCUCGGCAGGCUCGGCAGCUGCCUCCCUCCUGCAGCGGCAGCUGAAGCAGAUGCAGGCUGGCAAGGACAUCCCGGGCAUAUCCUGCGGAUUGGUCAAGGACGACAACAUUUUCGAGUGGGAGGUGAUGCUCAUGAUCAACGAUGACUGCAAGUACUACGGCGGGGGGAACUUCCGCGCGCACCUCACCUUCCCGCCAGCGUACCCGCACAUGCCGCCGACGCUCCGGUUCCAGCAGCCGAUCCCCUUCCACCCCAACAUCUACGAGAGCGGCGAGCUGUGCAUCUCGAUCCUGCACCCGCCCGAGGAGGACCGGUUCGGCUACGAGGCCGCCAGCGAGCGGUGGAGCCCCGUGCAGACCCCCGAGACCAUCCUGCUGAGCGUCAUCAGCCUGUUCGCCGACCCCAACGACGAGAGCCCCGCCAACCUCGAGGCCGCGAAACUGCUGAGGGAGGACCGCGAGGGGCGGGGAAAGGAGUUCCGGCGCAGGUGUAGGAAGUGCGUGAGGGAGAGCUUGGGCGAGGAUUGA
This is a messenger RNA of Phialemonium atrogriseum, 1233 nucleotides long. Its product is annotated as ubiquitin-conjugating enzyme E2 15. Gene Ontology annotation, molecular function: nucleic acid binding; ubiquitin conjugating enzyme activity; zinc ion binding. Gene Ontology annotation, biological process: protein polyubiquitination; ubiquitin-dependent protein catabolic process. Lineage: Eukaryota; Fungi; Ascomycota; Sordariomycetes; Cephalothecales; Cephalothecaceae. The coding region runs from base 1 to 1233 and encodes 410 amino acids. The record is from RefSeq and is a predicted model, not a curated record. The transcript is spliced from 3 exons.